Molecule: messenger RNA, 2040 nt
Organism: Amoebophrya sp. A25
Lineage: Eukaryota; Dinophyceae; Syndiniales; Amoebophryaceae
Source: the annotation of a GenBank genome assembly
GUUUAGUACACGGCGUCGUUGACAAGAUGUGAGUGUUUACCACGAAAAGACGUCAUUAUGAUGUGUUGAUUUGAAGUGGUUCUGGUUGAAAACAUUUGAAGAUGUCGCAGUCACUUCUUUGCGUUGAAUGAUAUCCUUCUCGGCAGUUCAUCACAAUUUUACCAACCAUGCAUCGUGCAGGAAACAACGCCUACUGAAUGAUAAGCACAACAUGACAGGGCCACUCUUCGUGUCCUGCUGUCCAAACUAAACUUAAAGAUGAUGUAGAGCCAUAGCAGUAGCAUCAAACGACGACUAGAAUGGAGAUCUCAUCCAUCAGCCAGUGCGUUUUCUGUGGCUCGUACCAUCUCUUCGUGAUUGGUACAGUCGACCUAAGCAAGUCUGGCAAACACAAAGUCAGUAAGCUGAAGCGCGACCUCCAUGCUGCGGAAGAAGAGGCGAUCGAGCAGCUCUGUCUGGAAAGAGGGUUUCGAUUGGUUGACGGUACUAGAGUUGUAGAUGUGGAUAAUGGAGAAGGAACCAACAAACAAGACCAACAAACUGGCAACAGCCCUCCGAAACAGAUGCGGGUACCCGCUGCGAAGAGUAAAGCAAAAGGUGGCUCACCGAAUGGGGGAUGUGGGUCGAAGAAAGGUCACUGGCGAUUCUCAAUGUCACCAUGUGGGACGUGCACAGAGAUUUACUUAUGAAACGGAUAUUAUAACUGUUGAAAGGCGGUAUGAGAGUGCUCUACUACGCAUGUUCUGGCCAAAGAAAUAUGCAACAUCAUCUGAGUUAUAUAUCUUCGCAGAAAUAAAAAUGAUGGUAACCAGAAUAGAUAGAAGAUAAACUACAUUGCUUUCAUCUAAUUCCUUACGGCCAAAGUUUCGAGGCUCUCCAAACCGAGGCGUGGUAUUUACGCGAGUCAGCUAGGAUGACACCUCAAGUUCCUGUAAUGUUUGAGUUUUCUUCUAGAGACCUGCAAGCCAUUGGGGACUAUUUGCCAGCAGCCUACAAGCGUGUUGGGUCUAGGUGGCAAUUGCGAAAUGGCGUUGGGCCUGAGUCACUGGAACUUUUCAUUAUGAUAUUCAAAUUCUCUAUGAAUACCACGAUUUUUUUAAGUAGAAAACUUACAUGACUCUCGAAAAGGCAUUCAGUGGCGCUCGCGGAAGUUCGUUUUUUUUUCAAGUUCAAAAAAUCCAAGUCAAAGUUAUUAAUAUACAUAGAUAGAUCUUAGGAAAAUGUAGUAAAAAUUCUCCAGUCCCUUCAAACGGUAGUAUAGUUCUCCAGUCCCUUCUAAGCGCCUGCAUUCUAGGUAACCUUUUUUUUUUCUAACCGAAAAGGCAGUCAGUGGCGCUUACCGGCUGGGCAGUUCAAGGUGCUGUUGCCGGGCGGCGUAGUCUCGAGCGCACCAGCUCUGUCAGGGACGACAAAGGGCGGAGCAGGCAAGGGCCAUAGCAAGGGUUCUGAUCAUACCAGUAAUGUUGGAAAGUCUGGUGGAAACAAGAAGCCUGUUGGUGUCUCAGAUAUUCCAAUAGGGGAGAUGGCAGAGUUUUUACGUCUCUUUUGGGAGGAUGAUACAGGUCUCAACGAGAAAGAAGUUGUAGAGCUAGGAAGUGUGACAGAAGAUGGGGCACUUUAUGUCAACAAGCCGAUUCUGUCGUGUGUGGAGUACCGCGAUGCGCUUUUGAGGAAACUUGAUUCUGGCACAACAUGACUUUUGCGCUCGUUCACGUCCUAGCAUGAAAGAAGAAGAUCCUAUUGAAGUUUAGUUCUAGAGGGUGACGCAAGUAGAAAAAAUACUACGAAAAUGAUCAUCUGCCACAUAUGGAGACUGAUCUAACGCCAUACAUAAAGUAUGGAGCAGAAACACAAAGACUUUUGGUGACACUUUUUCGUCUGUAAGAGCAAUUGGCGUUGGAGACUUAUUUCUAUGUAUAAGUUAGGAAUAAAAAUUAUUAAAUGACGCAUAUUGGGGAACCAGUAUGCUGAGGAUUGGAAAUUUUCUUACUCCUGAUUGCCCGAGAAAACAUAGUACCUGGUGUCAUGAAUCGACUUGAU